AUGGGCGAAACCAUCUCAAGAAAGAAAUCUUUUGGCUUUCUGAAUCCUUUCAGAUCUAAAAAGUCAUGGAGUCCAGAUUCAAGAACCACAUCUGUCUCUGAAUACAGCAUCGACGAGCUCAAACUCGAGCAAGCCCCUUCUCGGCCGGGCAAUAAAUUAAGGAAAAAGUCUCUGACGAACCUCCGGGCGACACCAUCCAGCAAAAGUCUUAGAAAGAAAGCCCUGGUCCAAUCGAAGCAUCCUCCCCUCCCUGCAACCAGAGUCGAGGAUCCAUACGAUCGAGAUGCUCAGACCGGUGAGCGAAAGGACCACACGGAGAUGCUGCAUAGUCUGGCCGUCCGUGGAUCUUUAGAGUCGCUUGUCGAGAAGACCAAAAUACUCUUUGCCGGAAUCCCGCCCGAAACUGGGGAGCAGUUCUUGUCCAGGUUUCCGCCUGGCGCCUGGGAGCGUAUUGUCGACCAUCUGGACCUCGCAGAUGCAGCCAGCCUCGCUUUCUCGUGCAAGGCUUUCCGAGAUAUUGUUGGAACUGAAGCCUGGAGCAGCCUGAACGCCGAGGAGAACCACGACUACAAAACAGACUUUCUCGGUCGGCUCGACCCAGACCUACCCGACCACUUACUCUGCUUCCCUUGCGCCAUCUAUCAUCUGAGAACGCAGAUGGGGCACGAAAUCCUCCGCCCGACCAACAUCGCUAAUCCCAUUUUCAACUGUCCCAACGCCUUCAACCUCGAAAAGAAGGUCUCUCGAACCCGGCUGGUCGUGGGUCGGACAUUACCCUUUCCAUUUUUGCAGCUGAUUCUCCGGGGUCAAAAGUAUUCACUAGCUCACGGCAUCCCUAUCGAGUCGAUGAACCGUCGAUACAGAGACAGCAAUAGCGAAUGGUCCCACCAGUUCCGUUUUGCUGUUGUCCACGGGCAUCUGCUGGUACGAGUGAUCAGUUCGGCAUUUGCAGAGCCUGCACUGCCUCCUGCGGGCCUACGCAAGCUGCUGUAUUCUCCCAAUGAAAGAUUCACCCCGUACUUUUCCGUCUGCGCGCAUUGGCAGGAUGGCGAAUUGAUGCCGUCGGUGAAGUGUGCCCUUAGCCACAUUCCUAAGCCGUUGGAUCCAUUGGAUGCAAGCGGCGUCGCCGGUGUGGCGGCACAUGUCAAGUACAGGUUGCAUCGACCUAGUCCUCUUAUUACCCUGUGUUCUCAAUGUCGGCCGAUGCGGCGAUGUCCAAAAUGCCCUUCGGAGUACCUGAUUGAGUUGAGGAUGCAGGAAGACCGGCGCGACCCGUCCAAGUUGUUCAAACAUGCCAUCGUUUUGACCAGAUGGUUCGAUCUUGGAGACGGUUCAUCUCCUCGAAGCCGCGAAUGGGCGGCUUGCAACGGAGAUGCGGAAUAUGAUUCCUUUGCCGCCUUGGGACGACGUGCAAUCUCGGGUACAUUCGAAUCUCAGUUCACCGUCGACCAGAUACCGGGCCAAAAUAUCAUUUCCAUGAACCCUGAGGGGGAAGAUCGUGGAGAGGCCGGCCAUAACUGGUAUUGA
Messenger RNA from Capronia coronata CBS 617.96, 1527 nucleotides. RefSeq lists its product as uncharacterized. Gene Ontology annotation, molecular function: protein binding. Bases 1 to 1527 code for a protein of 508 amino acids. The record is from RefSeq and is a predicted model, not a curated record. Lineage: Eukaryota; Fungi; Ascomycota; Eurotiomycetes; Chaetothyriales; Herpotrichiellaceae. The transcript has a single exon.